Messenger RNA from Endocarpon pusillum Z07020, 1062 nucleotides. RefSeq lists its product as uncharacterized. NCBI's taxonomy places the organism in Eukaryota, Fungi, Ascomycota, Eurotiomycetes, Verrucariales, Verrucariaceae. The coding region runs from base 1 to 1062 and encodes 353 amino acids. The transcript is spliced from 2 exons. The record is from RefSeq and is a predicted model, not a curated record.
AUGAAGUCAUCUCUCGUCCUCGGCGCCCUCGUCGGUUUGGCUGCAGCAGUUCCAACUCCACAACUGAUUGAUCUCGAUGGAGUGGCCGCCACCGACAUCCCUCCAGUUGGGCCAUCGUCCGAUGUGAUGGUUGCCCAACCAGAUACUUUUGAUGCCGCGGCUGCCAGCAAAGAAGCUGCUGCGUCGGUCGAAGCUGCAUCUACGAAGGUCAAGCGAGCUGAAGGGGACUGUGCUCCUCAGCCGAAUGGCUACGGGCCUAAAGCCACACCCGAUACUGCAGAGGGAUUCCUCGCCUUUCCAACCUACAGCGACCAGUCUAGCGGAGCGCCAAUUCCCCAGGGCUAUGCUCGCACUUUUCAAGGCCAUACCGGUUCCUGCGAACAAGGAACCUACCUUGGUCUCCACUUCUUGAAGACCUACGACCCGUACCUCUGCCAGCAGAAAUGUGAUUCUCAUCCAGAUGGCUGCACAAGCUUCAACCUGUAUUUCGAGCGAGAUCCCAGCGUUGAUGCUGGCCCAGCUUGCCCUAACCCCUCCUCCAUUACCACCAUCCGCUGCACUCUGUGGAAGAACACGCUCAUGACCGUGGAGGGUGCCGGAAAUGUCGGCCAAUGGCGCGGCCCCGAGGACGCCAAUGGAAAGGCUUUCCAAGUCGUCAUUGCAGGCAGCAAUGGCUAUCUCAAAGACGCCCCUCCCCCAUCAUACCCAGGCUACACCGGCCCAACCCGGUUUGGUGGCGCCAUCAACGCACCCUUGGCUGCAGGCAACGUUGACACUUACAUGGGUUACAAAUUCUACGCCAACGGCGACUAUUCCCAGUGCGUGGCUGCCUGCUCUGCUCAAACAGCCUAUAAUGCCCGCCAUCCGCCCCAAGACGGAAGCCCGCCCAAGCGUUGCACAUUCGUGAAUGCGUACCUGUUGAGCAAGGACAAUGUCGUGCAGGGCAUUUACUGUUCGAUGUAUACGCAAGUAUGGGGACCGGAAUUUGCCACGAAUUACGGACAGUACCGCGGGACCAAUAGAUAUACGGUUGCUAACUCGUACGGGUAUGCGCUAGCUUAA